AUGGAAAUUCUGGAAAAAGCCAGGCUCUAUUUCACAAGAAAGACUCUACCAUCUUUGGAAGAAAGGAAGAAAUAUGACGAUGAGUUUGCAACUUCCACCUCCUUCCAUGGGGUGCACAAUAUUAUUCAUACCAAGAGCAAGACACGCAAGAUCUUAUGGAUGGUAGUAGUCUUGGGCUCCAUUGUCCUAGUUGCCUGGCAGGUUUAUUGCCGUUUCAUCAAUUAUUUCAGUUGGCCCACGACAACCUCAGUCGUAGUUCAAUAUGUGGAGAAGAUUGAAUUUCCUGCUGUAACGUUUUGUAAUCUGAACAGGUUCCAAACUCAAGCAGUAACUAACCUGAGCAUCGUUUUCUUCUUGUGGAGCAUAGUGUCAGGAGUUCUUCGUAUGUUCAGUAUUGAUGAUAAGUUUAGUCAAGAACUACAAGAUUUUUUUCAAGGGAAUCAAAAUUUCAGCAUCAAAGAAUUUACAAGAGCUAAUGGUUUUUAUCUCAACAGCAGCACGCUGCUGAAUUGUGAAUUUUUUGGGAAAAAAUGCCACCCAAAGGACUUUGCACAUGUCUUUACUGAAUAUGGGAACUGCUUUACUUUUAAUCAUAUUAACCUUCCUACAAGAAGAAGAGUUAGCCUUUCUGGAAGAGGCCUCAGUUUGAUUUUUGAUGUCAAACAGGGUCAAUUCACUGAUGAUCCUAAUCUUGGUUUUGUUGAUGCUGGCAUAACCUUUGCUAUCCACUCACCUAAAGAACCUCCCCGAUUUGAUGGUUUAGGUGUCUUUACACCAGUGGGGAUGCAUGCCCAUGCUGCAAUCCAACAGGUAAAAACAAUUAUCCAAGAAUACCCUUGGGGAGAAUGCAACCCAAACAUUAAGCUUCAGCAUCAUCAAAUCUACAGCACAUACGGAUGUCUGCAAGAAUGCAAGGGCCACCUUAUACAAAAGCACUGUGGAUGUUUACCUUUUUUGCUGCCAGGAAAUGGCACAGAAUGUGACUUGGAGAAAUUUUACAACUGUGUUUCUCCUACUUUGUAUAAAAUAGAAUUCAUGGGAUUGUGUACUGUAGGAACUCAUAAUUCCACAUGUCCAGUACCAUGUGAAGAAACAGAUUACCCAGUCACCAUCUCAUAUUCUACUUUUGCAAAUGAACAAGCCCUGAAAUUCCUAUCUGCAAAGCUGAAGAAAAGAACAGAAUAUGCCAGGCAUAAUCUUGUAUAUAUUGACAUUAAAUACCACAAUUUGAAUUACAAAAUGACCCAGCAGCAGAAGGCACUGAGCGUAUCAGAACUGUUAGCUGAUAUUGGUGGUCAACUGGGCUUAUUUUGUGGAGCCAGUAUGAUUACCAUCAUUGAAAUUGUCGAAUAUGUGUUCACCAACUUCUAUUGGAUGUGUAUUUUUCUUCUACUAAAAGCACCAAAACUGCCUGAUUGGAACACUUCAAAUCAGAAUGAAGAAAUACACAAAAGAAGAGUACAAGAAUGCUAAUAUCUUGCAUAAAACAAAUCAAAAGGGGUGAAGACACCCCUAGUCCUUUCUGUGUA
Notechis scutatus (mainland tiger snake) is the source of this 1529-nucleotide messenger RNA. The record is from RefSeq and is a predicted model, not a curated record. Lineage: Eukaryota; Metazoa; Chordata; Lepidosauria; Squamata; Elapidae.